UUCACGACCCAGUCACACAGAGACAUUCCCACUGCAUCUUUGACGCAGUGCGAGUUCCUUUGAAAGGGAAUCAAGUGCUCCUUUUUUUAAUAGGGUCAGACAAAUGACUCUUCACUGUUCUCAAAACUAUUCACUAUGGAAAAUAACACAUCAUUUUUCACAUGACAGAAAGAGCCCAAGCAGUUUUGAUGAUUUAUCCUCAGAACUGGCUGACUGAGGGAGACUCAGUAACUCUGACAUGUAAGGUGAGAAGCUCCUCAAGAGGAUGGACGUUCAGCUGGUACAGAGAUGAUUAUAACCUCCUGUCAGACAGCAAAAGAGGAGCUCAAGGCUCUUACACUAUCAGUCCUGCUGCUGUAAAGCACACAGGAGUUUACAUGUGCCGAGCGGAGAGAGGAGGAUAUUACACAGAAUACAGCCACACAGAGCUUCUCUGGGUCAUCACUCGAUGGCCCCUUGCUUCUCCAAUCAUCAAUCCCAGCAGAUCUCAACACUUCCACACUGACUCUCUCUCCCUGAGCUGUGAGGGUCAGAGUAGCUCUGGAUGGAGACUGAGGAGAUACAGUAAGAGGCUGGAAGAUUGUUCAUCAUUUGACUGGGGGUCAGAAACAGGGUCUACGUGUAGAAUCAGCUCUCUUAAGACAUCUGAUACUGGCGUGUACUGGUGUCAGUCUGAGUCUGGAGAGCACGGUCAACCUGUGAACAUCACAGUACAUGAUGGUGAUGUGAUCCUGGAUACUUCUGUUUAUCCUGUAACCGAAGGAGAUUCUAUAACUCUACGCUGCUUACAGAAAAGUACAAAUGCUUCAAACCUCAGAGCUGUUUUCUAUAAUGAUAGAUCUCUCCUUCAGACUCAAACUAAAGGAAAGAUGAUCAUCCCUACUGUCUCAAAAUCACAUGAGGGUUUCUACUACUGUAAACUCCCAGAGGGAGGAAAAUCACCAAAGAGCUGGAUCUCAGUCACAAAGUCACAAUCAGAAUAUCAGAUUUCAGUCUUCAAAAUGAUCAGUAGUGUGCUUGCAGCCUCUCCAUAUUUACUUCUGUCUAUCAUUCUGGGAGUCAAAUGCUACAGAGCUAGAGUUACACCUGUUGAAGACCGCUUUAAUUUGGCAGACACAUCAGCAUGACAGUGCUUGGCAUAGGAAUCCAAUGUCAGAUGAAAUUUAAGCUAAAUUGCUUUUGAAUAAAAUUUAACUGACAUUUUAAAAUGUCCUAAUUAACUAUAAAUGUAUUUGUAAUUAUUUUACUUGCCCUUCUAGCUUGCUUUGAAAUUUUGUAUUGCCAUAAUUGUAAAGUUAUCAACUCCAUAAUUAAAAUCAUUGUAUUAACCUAUUCUUCCACAUCACUUUGGCUAAAAGCAUCUGCAAACAAUGUAAAUUAAUAAAUGUAAAUCUGGUUACAAAUGCAUACUGUUUACAGUGCAUUCAGAAAGCAUUCAGUCUCCAUUUUUCUCAUGUUGUAUAACCUUAAGCAAAAAUGUAUGAAGGAUUUGUUGUAGGUAAAGUUUCAACACAGUCCACAGUGACAUGUUCUUAU
Molecule: messenger RNA, 1536 nt
Organism: Megalobrama amblycephala (Wuchang bream)
Lineage: Eukaryota; Metazoa; Chordata; Actinopteri; Cypriniformes; Xenocyprididae
Product: Fc receptor-like protein 5
Exons: 5
Coding region: 162-1127 (321 amino acids)
Biological process (GO): cell surface receptor signaling pathway
Molecular function (GO): transmembrane signaling receptor activity
Source: RefSeq, a predicted model, not a curated record